UUCACGCCCACCGCGCGAGCUCGCGCACGCCGAGCAACGGGCCGCGCCACGCAGUUGACGGCAGCGACGAGCCGAGCCGAGCCGGCGGCCGGUGUGUGUGUGUGUUGUGUUCGCUGGAGUCACACAGAGCGGCAGAGUUUGCAAAUCCCAGGAGCAAUUUGAUUACCUUUCCUAUGGAUCAAUAAGUCACGAAUAAAUGGAACUACCUCGUUUAACUGGAGCUUUACGCUCCUUUUCAAAUGUCACCAGACAAGAUGAAUAUAUUGAAGAUUCUUCAGAGAUGAUGACAAAAAGAUCAAAGAGGAAAGAACACUUCUGCAAAACAGGGUUGAGUUGGAAGAAUAUAAUUCAUAUAGUUGAGAAUAUACCAAAGAAGGAACAUGAGAUUAUUAAUGAUGAUCUCAAAAAGGUUUUGAAGGCUGCUAGACAAUUUGUUGGUACCGAACAGGAAGAAGAUACCGUGGAAAGUGCUGCUCUUUUUCUCUUCAAAACUUUUCAUAACAAGGACCAUGUUGGACAAGAAGAAACAAAAGCAUUAAAACAAAUGUUUGGGCCAUUCCCUUCCUCUGCUGCCACUGCUGCCUGUAAUGCUGUGUAUAAAAUUGCUGCAUAUUUCAGUGAAGAAGAACUGCAAACGUUAAUUUCUGCAAAUAAAUCUGCAAGCCAAAAUUCUCAAGUACAGUUUGGUAAAAACAUUAAUUUUUCAUUUGAAUCAUUUACUUUGGAAUAUAUAGAGGAAAUGCCUUUGAACUGUGAGGAAAACAGCUACAAGGAUUUCAGUCUAGACUAUGAUAAAUAUUUAAACAAUCAUCAGGAAGAUUUAAAAAAUGGAUUAAUUGAUAAUUCAGAUCUAAAUUCUUCAAACAAAGUGGAUGGUUCAUUUUUAAGGCAAGAGGUUAAUAGCUACAUUGUUGGAACCUUGCAAGAGUCAGAAGAUCGGCCAACUGCAGACGACUUGUGUGGAACAUUAUUUGAGAUGCUGGCAUCUCCUAAAAGUGACGAUGAGCUUCAAAAUGAGUUGUUUGAACUUCUUGGACCUGAAGGAUUGGAACUGAUAGAGAGGCUUCUGCAGCACAGGCAUACGAUCAUUCAAAAUGCUCUCACCCACCCUAUGGAUCCCAAGCUCAGCUACCUUCAGGAUGCUUCAAAGAAAGGUUUGGGAGGAAAUUCACAGCCCAUAUAUGGCUGUCAAAUCACUGUCCAUUCAGAACAAGAAAAGCAAUUAUUGAAACUAUGUCGUAAGGAAGAAAAACGGUUAGCUAAACGAGAGAAAAAAGAUGAAGGGGAAUUUUCAGGAGAUGCACUUCAAUGCUUUGAUCCAAAGGAAUUGCGAUUACAACGGGAGAAUGCUCUACAGAAUGCACGGAUAGCACCAAUUCUUACAAGGCAAUAUAAUUAUGAACGAAUUCAUUACCCACAUGUUUAUGAUUCAUACAGUGAAGCAACACAGUCCUCAGCUUUUAUUGCUGGAGCAAAGUUGUUUCUUCCAGAAGGCAUUGAGCGUGAAAAUAACAAAAUCUACGAACAAGUGGCUAUUCCUGCUACACAACCCAUGGCACUUGGUAUUGAGGAGAAACUGAUUGAAAUCAGGAGUUUAGAUGAGAUUGGUCAGAUGGCUUUCAAAGGGAUGAAGCAACUGAACCGUAUCCAGUCAAUAGUAUUUGAGACAGCUUACAACACCAAUGAGAACAUGCUGAUCUGCGCCCCGACUGGAGCUGGGAAAACAAACAUCGCUAUGCUUUGUGUUCUGCACGAAAUUCGCCAGAACAUUCGACAAGGAGUAAUCAGAAAGGAUGAGUUCAAGAUUGUAUAUGUAGCUCCAAUGAAGGCCUUAGCUGCUGAGAUGACAAAUUACUUCAGCAAGCGCCUCGAGCCACUGGGUAUUCUGGUGAAGGAGCUGACUGGGGACAUGCAGUUGACCAAAGGAGAAAUUUUACGGACACAGAUGCUUGUUACAACACCUGAAAAGUGGGAUGUGGUAACGCGUAAAAGUGUUGGAGAUGUUGCCUUGUCCCAGAUCGUCAGACUGUUGAUUUUGGACGAGGUUCACUUGCUACAUGAAGAUCGAGGACCAGUUCUCGAAAGCUUGGUGGCACGGACACUACGACAGGUUGAAUCAACACAGAGUAUGAUCAGAAUUCUUGGUUUGUCAGCUACUCUUCCCAAUUAUAUUGAUGUGGCCAAUUUUCUCCAUGUGAAUCCAUUCAUUGGACUUUUCUUCUUUGAUGGGCGGUUUCGACCAGUACCUCUAAGCCAGACGUUCAUUGGAAUAAAAGCAUCAAAUAAGAUGCAACAACUACACGACAUGGAAGAAGUUUGUUAUGAAAAGGUUCUAGCAAAACUGAAGGAAGGACACCAGGUGAUGGUGUUUGUGCAUGCAAGAAACUCAACUGUUCGAACAGCCAUGGCUAUUCAAGAGAUGGCAAAAAACAGGGGUGAGAUCAUGUACUUCAUACCAAACCAAAGUGCGGACCUUGGCUCUGCUGAGAAACAGAUUCAGAAGUCGCGAAACAAGCAGUUACGUGAGUUGUUUCCAGAUGGAUUUGGCAUUCAUCAUGCAGGAAUGUUGCGUCAGGACAGGAACUUGGUUGAAAAUUACUUUUCUCGCGGGCACAUAAAAGUGUUGGUCUGCACAGCUACAUUGGCCUGGGGUGUUAAUCUUCCAGCACAUGCUGUCAUCAUAAAGGGCACUCAAAUAUAUGACGCCAAAAGGGGCUCUUUUGUUGACCUAGGAAUUUUAGAUGUGAUGCAGAUUUUCGGCAGAGCUGGACGGCCUCAAUUUGACAAGUUUGGCGAGGGUACCAUCAUCACUGCUCAUGAUAAACUGAGUCACUACUUAACUCUAUUGACUCAACAGAAUCCGAUCGAAAGCCAGUUUCUAGAUCGCUUAGCAGACAAUCUAAAUGCAGAGAUAGCUUUGGGAACAGUAACUAAUGUGGAAGAAGCAGUGAAAUGGUUGAGCUAUACCUACCUCUAUGUGCGGAUCAGAGCAAACCCAAUAGCCUAUGGUAUCAAUUACAAAGCUUACCAGAUGGACCCCGGACUGGAAAAAUACAGACAAGAGCUUGUCAUUGAGGCUGGCCACAAGUUGGACCAAGCCAGGAUGGUCCGUUUUGAAGAAAGAACUGGUUAUUUUUCAAUUACAGAUCUUGGUAGAACUGCCAGUCAUUACUACAUUCACUAUAAUACUAUCGAGACUUUCAAUGAACUGCUCGGUGCUCACAAAACUGAGGCAGACAUAUUUGCUUUAGUAUCUAAAGCUGAAGAAUUUGAACAAAUCAAGGUAAGAGAGGAGGAAUUGGAGGAGCUCGAUCAGCUGUUGUGCAAUUACUGUGAGCUGUCUGUCGCAGGUGGAGUCGAGAAUACCUAUGGCAAAGUCAACAUUCUUCUCCAAACGUACAUAAGCCACGGCGAGCUGGAAAGCUUCUCACUCAUUUCUGACUCUGCAUAUGUUGCUCAGAAUGCAGCUCGCAUUGUCCGGGCACUGUUUGAAGUUUGUUUGCGAAAACGAUGGCCUGCAAUGACGUACAAGCUGUUGAAUCUAUGCAAGAUUAUUGACAGGAGACUAUGGGGAUGGUGCAAUCCACUACGCCAGUUCUCGGUUCUGCCGGGUCACGUGCUCUCAAAGCUUGAGGAAAAGAAACUCACCAUAGAUAAGAUGAAGGACAUGCGCAAGGAUGAAAUAGGCCACAUGCUGCAUCAUGUUAACAUUGGAUUAAAGGUGAAGCAAUGUGUUCAUGAGAUCCCUUCUAUUGCAAUGGAAGCAAACAUCCAGCCCAUUACCCGAACUGUUCUUCGAGUUCGCCUGACCAUUAAUCCAGACUUCAAAUGGCAUGACCAGACUCAUGGAUCAGUCGGUGAGCCUUGGUGGAUUUGGGUGGAAGAUCCUGUGAAUGACCACAUAUACCAUUCAGAGUACUUUCUUCUGCAAAAGAAACAGGUUGUGUCUAAAGAAGCGCAGCUGUUGGUAUUUACCAUUCCUAUUUUUGAGCCAUUGCCCUCCCAGUACUACAUCCGGGCAGUGUCUGAUCGGUGGCUGGGAGCUGAAGCUGUGUGCAUAAUUAAUUUCCAAAAUCUGAUUCUGCCGGAAAGGCAUCCUCCUCACACUGAAUUGCUUGAUCUGCAGCCUUUGCCCAUCAAUGCGCUGGGAAAUCGGGAGUACGAAGCCCUGUACAAGUUUACCCACUUCAAUCCAAUCCAGACUCAGAUCUUUCAUACUGUUUAUCACACUGACAACAAUGUACUACUUGGAGCUCCAACGGGUUCUGGGAAGACGGUUGCAGCCGAGCUGGCAAUAUUUCGGAUUUUCAACAAAUACCCAACAUCAAAGGCUGUUUAUAUUGCUCCUCUGAAAGCGCUCGUGCGUGAACGAGUUGAGGAUUGGAAAAUCAGAAUUACAGAAAAGCUGGGUAAAAAUGUGGUGGAAUUGACUGGGGAUGUGACUCCAGAUAUGAAGGCGAUCAAAGAGGCGGACCUGAUUGUCACAACCCCUGAGAAAUGGGAUGGCAUCAGCAGAAGUUGGCAGAAUAGGAGUUAUGUGCAGAAAGUGGCGAUCCUCAUCAUAGAUGAGAUCCAUUUACUAGGGGAUGAAAGGGGUCCUGUGCUCGAAGUAAUUGUGUCCAGAACUAAUUUUAUCUCAUCUCACACUGAAAGUCCUGUAAGAAUAGUGGGCCUCUCCACCGCUCUCGCAAAUGCCAAAGAUCUGGCUGACUGGUUGGGCAUCAAACAGAAUGGAUUGUUUAACUUCAGACCAUCAGUGCGCCCCGUUCCUCUUGAAGUGCAUAUGCAUGGCUUCCCAGGCCAGCAUUACUGCCCUCGUAUGGCUACCAUGAACAAGCCAACAUUCCAAGCUAUUCGGAGCCAUUCGCCGUCCAAGCCCGUGUUGAUCUUUGUAUCAUCCCGACGUCAGACUCGUCUCACAGCUUUGGAUUUGAUAGCCUUUCUGGCAGCAGAGGAAGACCCUAAACAGUGGCUACACAUGGAUGAGAGAGAGAUGAGCGAUAUAAUUGAGAUGGUGAAAGAUUCAAAUCUAAAACUGACAUUAGCCUUUGGUAUUGGACUACAUCAUGCUGGAUUGCAUGAGCGUGAUCGGAAACAUGUGGAAGAACUCUUUGUUAAUUGCAAGAUCCAAGUUCUUAUUGCCACCAGCACGUUGGCUUGGGGGGUGAACUUCCCUGCUCAUCUCGUCGUCGUAAAGGGUACUGAGUAUUAUGAUGGAAAAACUAAACGUUACGUGGACUUUGCAAUUACAGAUGUUCUACAGAUGAUGGGACGUGCAGGCCGCCCACAGUUUGAUGACCAGGGAAAAGCUGGUUUGUUGAUUACUGUUACAUCUUUCCCACAUUGUAGUUUAUUGGAAGUUCUCGCUGACCACAUGAAUGCUGAGAUUUCUGCUGGAACGGUUAGUUCCAAACAAGAUGCCAUGGACUACAUUACGUGGACGUACUUCUUCCGUCGUCUUAUCAUGAAUCCCAGUUAUUAUAACUUGGAUGAUAUUAACCAUGAAAACAUGAACAAAUAUCUGUCCAACCUCGUGGAGAAGUCUCUUGCAGAUCUGGAAUCUUCCUAUUGCAUAUCAGUGAUGGAGGACAACCGUAGCAUCAAGUCACUGGAUUUAGGCCGAAUAGCCUCUUACUAUUAUCUGAAACACCCGACUGUGAGCAUGUUCAAGAAGAAAAUGAAUGCAGAUUGCCAUGUGGAGGACUUGCUGUCAGUUCUAACGGAAGCUACAGAAUACGCAGAUCUUCCAGUCCGACACAACGAAGACCAGCUGAAUAGUGAGCUUGCAAAGCGGCUGCCUCUUGAAGUGAGCCCACAUUCUUUUGACAGCGCACACACCAAAGCCCACCUGUUGCUCCAAGCACACUUUUGCCGAGCUAGCUUGCCCUCUCCUGAUUAUGCCACAGAUACAAAGUCCGUACUAGAUCAAUCCAUUCGAAUCUGUCAGGCAAUGCUGGAUGUGGCUGCAAAUAAUGGCUGGCUUGUGACAGCACUGAACAUAAUCAACCUGAUUCAGAUGGUGAUUCAAGGCAGAUGGGUACAUGACUCCUCUUUCCUCACCUUGCCAAACAUUGAGCAACAACACCUCUAUCUGUUCAGGAAGUGCAAUGCGGGUGGAAAGAAAAGCAGCUCAAAAGGUUACAGAGGUCCAGUUGAAUGUCUUCCUGAAUUGAUAGCGGCAUGUGAAUGGAGGGAGGAUAUAUUUCAUUCCAUUGUUGCUGAAGAACUGCAGCCUACACAGAUUUCCCAGGCUUGGAAUUUCUUGUCCCAUCUUCCAGUCAUCGAAGUUAGCCUGAGCAUCAAGGGCUGGUGGGAAAAUGCUCCAAAGGGGAAGAAUGAAAUAUUGUUGCCCAAUGUGAACACUGGCUUGCGAGAUGAGAAAAACUGGACACAAUUACAUGCGGAUCAGGAAUACCUACUGCAAGUCAAUUUACGGAGGAUAGGGCUGGCCCGCAACAAGGGCAAAUAUAACAGCAAAGCUACUACACCACGUUUCACAAAGGCCAAGGAUGAGGGCUGGGUUGUCAUCCUUGGGGAAAUAGACAAAAAGGAAUUGUUGGCUUUGAAACGAGUUGGAUAUGUUCGAAAUCGAAGCACCAUUUCUCUAGCCUUCUUUUCACCCGAAGUCACCGGAAGGUACAUCUACACAUUGUAUCUGAUGAAUGAUAGCUACCUGGGGAUGGACCAGCAGUAUGACAUUUAUUUGGAUGUGAUAGCAGCGAGCAUCGCUGCUCAAGUCAACACCGAGGUCUCAGAUGCCAUGAGUGACCUGGCCGUGGCCUGAAUAUUCACAGGUUUAGUGCCAAACAAGCCAGGAGCAGCGACCUCGCAGCACAGAUUGUGCUGGGGUGCUGGAGCAGCAGUGAAAAUUACUUGAUAUUUGCCUUAGUAGAUGCAACUUCUAACCUCAGAUUCAAAGGAAAUUACAGGUGGCUGCUGAUGUGACUUCCAGUGUGAUUCAUCUACACAGCUUGGUGGCCUUAUGUAAAUUUGCAUUUUAGAUUACUGCUCUAACCUGAUAAAUUUGAGUCUGUUUAUAUAGUUCACCAACGCACCAGGCAAAGAGCUGAGAGCUGCCCAUCAAGAGUCACAACUUCCUUCUCCAUUACCUUAUUAAGGCUAUGUAUUUGUUGUGGAGAUGUCAUUGGCACUUUUUAAGAAUAACUUAAUAUUAAUUAGCAUUCUUUCAGUGAAUGCAAAUUUGCAUUGACAGCUGAUUACAAAGAUGGAAAAGGAACCAACCUACUUUCUUCAUAACUAAUAAAGUAUGGACUUCUUGUACUUCCUGUGACUGAUACUGGAGCAUUUAAAUGAUUAUUCUGUAUAGUGUAAGUUAUUUUGAAUUUAGCCAUCAAACUGAUUAGUAAUAUUAUCAAGGCAAAACGGAAGUCUGUACAAUUCGCAUAAUUGUUAUAUGAAUUAACGGUAUAUUUACAAAAAAAAAACUAUCUCUAUGACGAGAGAGAAAAUAAGGUAAUUUAAAGGCAAGUUGUGAUUGAAAAUUAAUUCCCAUAUCCACAGAGUGCAGAGGGUAUUCAUUGCCAUGGUAACACAAAGGCUAAACUCGACACAUUUAUAACCAUGGGGUCAGGUUAAACCUAAUAACCUUUCUCUGCAGUGAAAGCUGUCACACUUCAUUUGUCAAUACCAAUUUAGUUGUAUCUGUAAAAAUUAAAUUGUGGCAAAAAUACUUACUAGCACAAGGAAAAAAAUGCUAUUUACUGUCAAAAGGGAAACUGGCAUUGAAUAUGAGUUUACAAUGCUGCUUGCAAAUGUACAAAACCAUUAAACUUUAUUGCAAUACC
Leucoraja erinaceus (little skate) is the source of this 7805-nucleotide messenger RNA. RefSeq names its product activating signal cointegrator 1 complex subunit 3 (gene ascc3). The transcript has 42 exons. Lineage: Eukaryota; Metazoa; Chordata; Chondrichthyes; Rajiformes; Rajidae. The coding region runs from base 197 to 6784 and encodes 2195 amino acids. Gene Ontology annotation, molecular function: nucleic acid binding; ATP binding; ATP hydrolysis activity. The record is from RefSeq and is a predicted model, not a curated record.